This is a messenger RNA of Necator americanus (New World hookworm), 1620 nucleotides long. RefSeq lists its product as uncharacterized. NCBI's taxonomy places the organism in Eukaryota, Metazoa, Nematoda, Chromadorea, Rhabditida, Ancylostomatidae. Gene Ontology annotation, biological process: protein localization to plasma membrane; phosphatidylinositol phosphate biosynthetic process. The record is from RefSeq and is a predicted model, not a curated record. Bases 1 to 1620 code for a protein of 539 amino acids. Gene Ontology annotation, cellular component: plasma membrane. The transcript has 12 exons.
AUGUCUGGGAAGGAUGCGAAGAUUCUUAGCCAUGAAGCCAUGAAUGGUGACCAAUUGCAAGAUUUCCUCACAGAUUUAUCAAGAACAACGAUUCGCCUAAGUGGACGCGAUGAUGUGGAAGUCACGAAGAAGUUCCUGGCGAAAUGGGCACAAAAUACGAUGUUGUGUGCAAAUUACAUCACUGUGAACUACAGGGAUGUGGACUUAGUUCAACCUCUAUUUGCGCAAAUUCUGGCUUUGUAUUAUAAAGGAGGUGUUCUUCGACAAUAUGCGUUACAAUUCAUACCGUCUUUCAUCGGCACAUAUCUUUACGCACUUUCAAAAAAGCAACAGAAGAGUGUUGCUGUUUUUGAAAUCUUCUUUCUUGCUGUGUAUAACGAAGAAAUCCUGGAAAACACCCCAAAUUCCGAGAAAAUAAUUAAAAAGGUAGAGGAAGUACGUAUUCCGUCAAUUCGCUAUCCCAGCAUAUAUCAUGAUCCCACGAAGAUCAGCGCCGUACCAGAGGUAGUCGUGAUGAAGCCGGGGAAUUCGCCUUCUGUUUUGACCACCGUUAGAAUUGGUCCUUAUCCAACUAUUGAAGAAUUCAAUUCCGAAUCGAAGUUCCUCAUUUUGACAAGAAUUUUGAAGGCGGUUAAUGGAAGUUUGGCAUAUCUCUCAUCUGAUGUGGUCUCAAGACAUAUCUGCCUGGCUGCACUCUCAAUAUGUGAGAGUGGGUUCACGUUCCCCGAAACGAAUUUCGUCAGUAAAGUUAUGGGUUCGGAACAUUCAUUCGAAGUUCUCGAAGACUACUCUAAGAAACCUCGUCAACAUGUGAACUCUGCUCUACUUUUGGAGUUGCUCACCGGUGUUUACAUGGCGUUGUAUAAUGGCGCUCCAGAUCUUGCAUUACGAGCAAUUGACGCAAUGCACCAACGGGCACAAUAUGAAAUCCUUGCUGAUGUAAUUUUGGUUACGAGCGCUGUACGCAAUUCAUUACUGGAGAAUCCGCUUUCAAAAGAAAAGCGUGAUGAGUUGAUGUGGGGAAGAAACCAUACCAUGGAAAAGCGUCGUAAAGGUUUGGUGACGUCUGCAAGUUUACGAAUGCGAAAAAUGCCGGAAGAUAUCCCAAUUCAACCAGAGUUAAAGGAGAAAGAGCAUUCCAUACUAGAGGAAGGAAUGGAUAACCUGAAACGAAGGGUGUCUGCACUUGGCCUGCAUCACAAAAUUCAACGGCGACGUAAAAGCUCUGUGGACGAUGAGGUAGAGCUGCAAACAAUACGCGAAGAAAAGAGCUUUGAUGUUGGGGAUGGUCAUCAACGUAUGGAAGAGGUUAUAGAAUCACCACGACGCAGAAGCGUCUCCGAAGAACUCGCCAGACAUCGACAUAGCAUCCCUGAAAAUGUAGUGCUGAUCAACUAUCGGCCAAAGUCGAGCGAUGAAGAGAAGAUUCUGGAUGACAAUAGGAACGGAGUGCCAGAUGAACUGGAUUAUCGAAGGGAGAGUUUGCCGUCUGUUGAGAGACCAAGUGAGCUUCGUGGUGAGCACUGUGUUUCGUCCUCAGAGGACUCGGGCGCAUAUACAGUGUGCGGACUACGUCACAUGGAUAGUGGAAGCAGCACGCAGAGAAGUUUUGAUUUUUAA